AUGUGGGUUCGUUUUCACAAGUGUUAUUCGGUGCUGAUCCGGAACAGUCUGUUCAGACUGAGAAACAGUCGGAGCAGCUUCUGCUUCUGUUCUGGUUCCACUUCACCUCCGACUGGACUUCGUCCCAACCCGCCGGUACCGGAGGACAACGUGUUCUUGCAGCUCGGAGACAAGGCGGUGUAUGUGACGGAGCUCCAGGAAUGUACUCUGAGUAAGCUGCUGGAGAAUCAGAGUCAGCAGAACCCAAAGACUGCCAAAACCUCCUCCUGCACCCUUACAACAAAGGUUGUUUCGGAAUCAUUCCAUCAUUUCUUGCUUUCUGAGCAGCAGCACGGACAAUGGCGUAAAGGCAGUCUGCUUCUUCUCCCUGGAGUGAAGAGGAGAGUAGAGGAACGCCGGGGGUCAGAACCGCUGCCCGGCACCCAGGAUCUUGGAUCAGUUUGUAACUUGGGGGACCAUAUUUUGAAUCAUCAACACAUGGAGGGCCAUGGACACCACCUCCACCUGUCCAGCUGCCAUGAAUGUUUGGAACUGGAGAACAGCACCAUCUUGUCUGUUAAAAACGCCUCUGCAGAGAACAUUCCUGACCUCCCUGACGAUAACUUCACUGAACUGGACAGUAUGGAUGGGUGUGUAGAUGAACUGGAGUAUGAUCCUAAAGAGGGAUGUGGCCAAGGCACUGACUGUACACGUAAACCACCAAAUGUUCUGGUGUACACAGGUGGCUGCCAGCAGCGCUUCCAGGUAGUUCAUCAACUAUUAACAGAGUGUAUAAAUGAUGAAACCAACAUCAUCUACCCCCUCCUGCCACAGCAGGCACUAACUGAUCCUUGGCUGGACAACACCAGGCUCCUGGUCCUGGCAGAGGAGGAACCUCUAACUCCUGAGCUUCAGACACGUUUUCUCACCUACCUGAGUGAAGGUGGAAAAGUUUUGGGCUUAGGCUCCACCCUGUGCCCAGCAGGUCUUAAUCUGGAAAUCAGGGAAAGACAACAGCUGCAGGUCAGACAGCUGGUUUUUACCAGGGAGGACAGCACAGAGCUGAAACUGAGCAUCAUAACAUGUGAAAACGUCUACAUCAGGGAUCCUCAGGGUGGAGGAGAGGUGGAGCUGUGGGGGGAGCUGCAAAGUGACCUCCCACAGCAAAGGGACAUGGUUAUUGUUAGGGUGACCCACGGCGCUGACGGAGGAGAAGCUGUUCUCUGUCAGGUCCGUUUUGACAUUGGACCAGGUUCCCACGGUUUGGAUUCAGAAGACUCUGAAGAGCUGAAGGUCAGCAGUUCCCUGCGACAUGAAAUCCUGACAGAGAUCAUCACCUCUCUGGGUCUCAGCUGUGAACCAAACCAGACUCCAGUCCUGAGCCCAGUUCACUUGCUGGCCACAACUUCAGAGGCCAGGAAUAUCUUCCUGAAGUGGCUCCAGACAUGUGCAGAUUGUGAUAACGUCCUUAGAUUCUCCAAGGCCUCUUUCAAAAUGGUGUCCUCUUCUGAACUCUGUGAUGACGCCCUUCCUGGGGGCUGCCUGGCCUUGAUCACAGAGUGCCAGGAAUUUGACCACUUCGAUAUGGAGAUUUAUUCCAAAAAUCUGCAGACCAGCCAUCUUGGGCACACCCUGCUGUAUGCUGAGAUUGUCACUUCUACAAUGGACCUCUUAGAAGGGCUGGUCUUGAAGUUACCAAACGAUGUGGGUUUAAUAGCAAUAUCUGCUCGACAAACUAAGGGAAGAGGCCGGGGCAGGAACAGCUGGCUCAGCCCACCAGGUUGUGCCAUGUUCACCAUUAGUGUCCAGGUCAAACUGAGCUCCAGACUUGGACAGAGAAUUCCUUUCCUGCAGCAUCUGGCUGCUUUAGCCAUUGUGGAAGCUGUACGCACACUUCCUGGAUACCAGGUUGUGGUGUUAAUGUGACAAACAGCAACCCAACAUUGUGCAUCAAUGACCUGAUCCAAGAGUACAACACCCAGAAUAACUGCAGCCUGGAGCCGCUCAGCUGCCCCCAGCUCAUCGCUCGGAGUCUGAACUUCCUGGAGGACCUCAUCAGAUGCUUUCAACACGAAGGCCCAGGUGCUGUCCUGCCUAUCUACUAUAACAGGUGGCUUCACACUGGGACCCAGGUGCGUCUCUGGAGCGAGGAAGGACCAGAAGCUCAGGUGGUGGGUCUAGACGACAAUGGGUUCUUGCAGGUGUACAGUAAAGAGCAAGGCCUGGUCUCAGUGGAGCCUGAUGGAAACUCGUUCGAUAUACUGAAGAACCUGGUGGUCAUCAAGCAGCGUUAGCACCAAACCAGUAAUUACAGUCACGGCCUCUUAGAACGUUGUUUAGUAUAAAACAAUGUUUUAGAUAAUUGUCCGUUUGGAUGCUGACAGAACUUUUGUUGUUUUACAAAUUUAAAACGGUAAAAUCCAGAUUUUUCUUUACAUUUUCUUAGCCCUGUUGUAAGCAAUUGCAUCCAGAUAACUUUUUUCUACAAAAUAUCAAUAUUAGCUAUUUCUGAAAUACGUUUGAGUCCAGAAAGUUCUACA
This is a messenger RNA of Nematolebias whitei (Rio pearlfish), 2519 nucleotides long. RefSeq names its product holocarboxylase synthetase (biotin-(proprionyl-CoA-carboxylase (ATP-hydrolysing)) ligase) (gene hlcs). Gene Ontology annotation, molecular function: biotin--[biotin carboxyl-carrier protein] ligase activity. Gene Ontology annotation, cellular component: cytoplasm. NCBI's taxonomy places the organism in Eukaryota, Metazoa, Chordata, Actinopteri, Cyprinodontiformes, Rivulidae. The record is from RefSeq and is a predicted model, not a curated record. Gene Ontology annotation, biological process: protein modification process.